AUGGUCUUGAGAGAAGUGCAAUAUUUGCAAAAAAUGAGGCAUCCAAACAUUGUUGCUUAUCAUGCAGCUUGGAUUGAAAAUAAUAAAAGUUACAUUCUUAUGGAAUAUGCAACUCGUAGUACUUUGAAAGAAUUAUUGGAAAAACGUGAAGUGCCGCUGAUGGAAGAAAAUGCUUUGUAUUUGUUCUCACAAAUUACUCUUGGAGUCCAUCAUAUACAUACAAAGAAAAUUCUUCAUAGAGAUUUAAAACCUGAGAAUAUUUUGUUGACUGGACGUAAAGGAGACAUUGUUAAAAUUAGUGACUUUGGUGUUUCUAAAGAUAUACAAGAGUAAGACUUAUCACAUUUUUGACUGCGAAUUUAAUAGAUUUAAGAUCUUGAAAAUAUUAAAUAAUUUAAUGUAAUAUUAA
Messenger RNA from Vespula pensylvanica (western yellowjacket), 409 nucleotides. RefSeq names its product serine/threonine-protein kinase Nek8-like. The transcript is spliced from 2 exons. The record is from RefSeq and is a predicted model, not a curated record. Gene Ontology annotation, biological process: protein phosphorylation. Lineage: Eukaryota; Metazoa; Arthropoda; Insecta; Hymenoptera; Vespidae. Gene Ontology annotation, molecular function: protein kinase activity; ATP binding. The coding region runs from base 1 to 333 and encodes 110 amino acids.